AUGUCUCAACCGUGUUCUGUCGACGAAUGCAAACGUGCAUCACGCGCAGUGUGUCAUUGUUGUCAACAGAAUGUUUGCAUACCUCAUUUAAAUGAACAUAAUGAUGUAUUAAAUUCUGAAUUAAACCCUCUUGUCGAUGAGAUUAAUAUACUCGGAGAUCGGCUGAAGACUUUUAAUAUAGAAAAGCAUACAUAUAACUGUCGGCAAAAACUCGAGCAAUGGCGUAUCGAUUGUCACGAGAAAAUUGAAUUAGUUUUUGCAGAGAAAUGCCAGGAACUUGAUCGAUUUGCUGCCGAAAAACUAGAGCAACAAGAGCAAGAAAUGGUACGAUUGAAAUUACGAUUAACUGAACUUAUUCGUGAACAAGAAGCAACUCGUCAAGAUAUUAUUAGUUUAACAGCGAAUAUUCAUCAUCUUCAAAAUGAAAUAGACAAAAUUGAUCAGACCUUUAUUCAUAUGAAUAUAGAUCCAUUAGUAAUUAAUGAAAAUUCUAUUCGUAUAAAUGAAAGAAGCUCCAAUGAAUUUGAUCUGUCUACGGUCUCCCCAGCUUGUAAAACAAUUGUUCGCUCCAAUGGAUCAAAUAGAGCAAUUACGAGCAGUGAUAAAUAUUUAUUAUUUCAUGACGUACCUAACCUAUGUUUAGUUGAUCGAAAUUUCAAAUUAGUCAAAAACGCAUUAUGGGUACACGGAAAAAUUCUCGAUAUGUGCUGGUCUUCAGCAACCAAUCAAUUUAUCGUGAUCGAACUGAAUGAUAUUUAUUUUGUCGAUGAAAAAUCCAUGUCGAUUAAUCGUAUAGAAACAAGUAAAAAAAUGAAAUGGGCAUCGUGUACAUGCUCUGAUACAUCUUUUUUUCUGUCAACACGAGUACAUGGCUCAUCGAUUGUAGAAUUCAGUCUAUCCGCUACACCGAAUUUAAUUAGAGAGUGGAAAUGUCCAGACUCAUGUGCGCUAACUGAAGAUAUCACUAGUGCGAAGUACUACAAUGAGAAACUUUUGUUGUUAACGAGAAAUUAUACGAAUAGAACCGUUAGAAUGGAUUUGAAAUCUUCAAUAACAUUUGAUUGCAUUUGGUCAUUUCAACUUGGCAUAAUAUGUGCUCAAGAAAAAGUAAUUCGAUGUUGCUCGCUAAUGAAUGAUGAAUGGCUUAUAGCUGAUUUUGAGAACCAACGUUUAAUACAGAUUGCGAAAGAUGGACAAAUCAAAUCAAUGUUGGCAUACAAUGAAAUUCCUUGGUUUGCUCAUCUGUUCGGCCCGAACAUUUUGGCGGUAUCGGUUAGAAAGUUUGGAUUAAAUUUUCAUAGGAUAUAG
Messenger RNA from Rotaria socialis, 1308 nucleotides. NCBI's taxonomy places the organism in Eukaryota, Metazoa, Rotifera, Eurotatoria, Philodinida, Philodinidae. The record is from the annotation of a GenBank genome assembly.